AAUAAGUUAAUUUUUAUUUGAAAUUUUAUUUACAAUUUGUGCCAUUAAAUAUUUAUAAUUUUAAGUCAAUAUAUAUCCAAAAUCAACUUCUAUUUAAUUGAUUAAAGUCUUUUUAUUAACUAAUAAUAUAUUUCUAUAUGUUUCUCUUUUUUUGUCAACAUAUGUUUCUCAUUUAUUCAUCAACAACUGAUUGUUUUGUAAAAUCUCAGGAAUAUAAAGAUGUAUGUGUAUAUAUAUAGUACUAUCAUUUUGUGAAAACCAUAGUGAGGAAAACAGAAUGGAUUCAAUUAAAAAUUUAAAGGAGAUAGCCGCAUAUGAGAAUCUUCCAUGGGAGCUGACUGAAGAGAUACUCUCUCGUGUCUCUCCAAACUCUCUUGUGCGCUUCAGAGUUGUUUGCAAACGAUGGAAAGCUACUUUGGACGACAAGACUUUCAUAUACAAGCACAAGGAGACGUUUCGAUUCAUCCUAACAACAAAAUCAAAGAUUUAUUCUGUAAGCGUAGAUCCCAAGAUAAUCGUGCGUGAAUUAACAUUGGAUAUUCCCGGUUUAGAAUCUCAAAACCCUACAAAGGUGGUUAACUACGACGAGUUCUUGAUAUGUAGCAUGGAUAAAGGAGCAGCAGUUUGUAACCCGUGGUUAAAACAAAGUACAUGGAUUAGCGAACCUAGCUUUACCUUCUAUGGCAUAGGUCGUCUUGAUAGCAAUGGUGGAAGUGAGGAAAGUGUUUACAAAACUAUUUGGGGUUCAGAUACCGGGUGGAAAAUCCAUGACCUUGCCUCAGGUACGUGGAAAGACAUGGAGUCGACAUCCAGUGAUACUAGCGAGGGAGAAAACCAGCCUACAGAGCUACAUUCUCCAAAUGGCGUCUUGUUGAAUGGAACUUUGUUUUGGAUUAUUUUUGCUGAUCCCGUGUACAUCCUAUGUACCUUUCAAUUUUCGAGCGAAGAAUUCUAUGGAUAUUGUAAGCUACCGUGUGGAAUCCAUCCUAGCGAUGUUCUUGUUAUUAACGUCUUUAAAGGAGAUCGGUUUUCGGUGCUAAAGCAGUGUCACAUAACAAAGAAGAUUGAGAUUUGGGUGACCAAGAACAAGGUUAACGUUGAGGAUGGUAAAGAUGUGGUUUGGAUGAAUUUCAUGACUUUUUCAAUACCUAACUUUCCCGGUUUGGUACAGACCUCCUACUGGCAGAAGCCGAGUUACUUCAUCGACAGCAAUGAAAGGCUUGUAUUGUGUUCUUGCGAUGAAACUGGCAAGGCUUGGAUCUAUGUUAUGGGGGAAAACAAGUUGAUCAGCAAAGUCCACUUAGAUUCUGUGGCUGAUCCUUGGCCUUUGCAUUGCACUUAUUUUCCCAGCUUGGUCCCGGUUCCUCGAGGCCUAAGAGAUGUAGCAGAAUCAGAAGUUUAAUUUUAUCAAGUGUUUUUUGUUUGUGUGUGUGUUUCUUCUUUGUUGCAAUUAGAGAUUUUGCUAAGUUUCAUUUACGUAAGGCUUAAGCGUUUGACAGCCUUUUCGUUAAUAAUUUUUACUUUAAUGAUUCUCUCCAUCCAAACCCAAAACCUAACAGUACAACUCUGUGAGGCUGUGUAAAAAGAUCAAUUGUCCAGUGUCUGUAUGCAUACAUCCAAAAACAGCUCGGUCCUUUGUAAAUCGUAACCAAUCUUUCAUAAAAAAAAAUAAGGUUAGAUUUCGAGUCUUUAAUUCUACUCCAUAACUCUUACAAUCAUACGUUGACCAUUUAAACAAAAAAAUCAAAUUACCAGUUAAUGAAAACUAGAAUGUAGAUAAACUUUUUGAGACAAAGGUGAAGGUAAUAAGUAUGUUUUUGGUUGGUAUGAUUAAAAAAACAUAGAGUAAAUGAUAAGAGAAUUAGAGAAUAACCACCCCUAUCCAAAAACAUGGAUGUGUCUUAACAUUAGACGACGAUCCCCCACGCUUAUAAUGGAGUCACAUUACAUAUUUGACAGUUAUUAUUAUGUCAAAGAAA
Brassica rapa (field mustard) is the source of this 1979-nucleotide messenger RNA. Its product is annotated as F-box protein At2g14710. Gene Ontology annotation, molecular function: protein binding. The record is from RefSeq and is a predicted model, not a curated record. NCBI's taxonomy places the organism in Eukaryota, Viridiplantae, Streptophyta, Magnoliopsida, Brassicales, Brassicaceae.